Molecule: messenger RNA, 2223 nt
Organism: Aureobasidium namibiae CBS 147.97
Lineage: Eukaryota; Fungi; Ascomycota; Dothideomycetes; Dothideales; Saccotheciaceae
Product: cysteine proteinase
Exons: 4
Coding region: 1-2223 (740 amino acids)
Biological process (GO): protein deubiquitination
Cellular component (GO): nucleus; cytosol
Molecular function (GO): cysteine-type deubiquitinase activity; cysteine-type endopeptidase activity
Source: RefSeq, a predicted model, not a curated record
AUGUCUUUCUUCGGCAAGCUCAAAGGAAACGCAGUGACGAGUCCGACCGCAGGCAGUGCGCCCCCAAAGAGAGAUGCCACCAUUCCGCAACCGACCCUACUAGACAAGCACAUUGCCGAUCUGGCUGGUCCUGUACGGCCGGAUGGUAGUGACAAGUUCUUUGGUUUUGAGAAUUAUGGAAGCACAUGUUAUGCCAACUCGAUCAUACAAUGUCUAUACUACUCGCCCACUUUCCGCGACAAUGUCCUCAACUUCCCUCCGCUUCCUCCUUCGCCCGAGCAGAACGAUUUGGAUCCAGACCGCAGCAUGAGCCUUCAGAACGGCCUGCCCGCUCCUGGGAACCACCUCCUGAGUCCUGCCACCAACAACUUCACAACCAACUCGCCUGCGAGGAGACCUAUCGUUCUACCAAACACUCCCGAAGCCCAGGUAACCAAGCCUGAUGAAAAGGACUCGCCAGAUCUCAAAAAAAAGCAGGCUAUGCAAUCUGGUCCUGUCUUGGAAAUGCAGACAAGCAACGCCAACGCAUACGGAAUGUCGGAAUCGCUGUUCACUUCGCUAAAGGAUAUAUUCGAGUCAAUCACAGGUCACCAGUCGCGUACCGGAAUCAUCAGUCCUCUCAAGUUUCUCGAGAUUUUGAGAAAGGAGAAUGAGAUGUUCCGUUCUGCCAUGCACCAGGAUGCUCACGAGUUUUUGAAUCUGCUGUUGAACCAGGUUGUCGACAAUGUCGAGAUGUACUCGAAGAUGCUGCCGGCUAUCAACGGUAGUCUCAACGGCGACGGCAGCGCAGAACCGAGCAUGGCAGGUGCCAUGUCUGCCAUGGCAAAAGCACAUAAUACAGCUGGUAUGAGUGGCGCCGGCUGGGUGCACGAUCUGUUCGAGGGUCUCCUCACUUCAGAAACACGUUGCCUCAGUUGCGAAAACACAUCACAAAGAGAUGAGGCUUUCAUGGAUCUUUCCGUCGAUCUUGAGGCACACUCGUCGGUGACGGCCUGUCUGCGCAAGUUUUCCGAAGAAGAGAUGUUGUGCGAACGGAACAAAUUCCACUGCGAUAAUUGUGGCGGCUUGCAAGAGGCUGAGAAGAGGAUGAAGAUCAAACGCCUACCAAAGAUUCUCGCUCUUCACUUGAAGCGUUUCAAAUACACCGAGGACUUACAGAGACUACAAAAGCUUUUUCAUCGAGUUGUAUACCCCUAUCAUUUGCGAUUAUUUAAUACCACCGACGACGCCGAAGACCCGGACCGACUGUACGAACUCUACGCCGUUGUUGUCCACAUUGGAGGUGGACCUUACCAUGGACACUACGUCUCUAUAAUCAAAACUCAGGACCGUGGGUGGCUUAUGUUUGACGACGAACUGGUCGAGCCUGUUGACAAGAGCUUCGUACGAAACUUCUUUGGUGGUGAGCCAAAACCAGGACUGCAGGAUGCCAGACAACUAGCCUGUGCUUAUGUGUUGUUUUACCAAGAGACAACUCUGGAAGCUAUGCAACGGGAACAGGAGGCCGAGGCAAAACAGGCUGCCGCUGCUGCUAAUAUGCCAAACAGGGAUUCAGUCUCGAGGGAAACUCAGGGUGGUUUGAUGAUCAACGGCCUUCGCAACACCCACACUAUGCAAUCACCGAUCGAAGAAGAGCCCAGUGCGUUUGCGAACCUCGCACACGCUUCUACUGCCCCGGCUCUGUCACAACAGAAAUCAACCUUUAGCAGUUUGUCAACGUCACCUUUCCUCGGUAAUGGUUUCGGAUCCUUGGACAAGAAGGCGGCAAAGCAAGCUGAGAAGGAGCGCAAGGCACAAGAAAAGGAGGCUCGCAAGCUUGCAGACAUCAAGAGGAAAGAGGCUGCAGAGGCAUCGAGAAAUGCGUGGAAGAAGCACAACGAUGACUACCUGGCCGUCCUCGAGCUUAGCAAGCAGACAGCGGCCGAAGAGGCGAGUCGCCAAGGGAACCCAGCCCCUGACAUGGCAGCACCACCCACGACGCCUGGAGUAGCAGGAGCAGCUGCAGCUGCGGCAGCCGACGGUAAAGAACGACCCGGGCUCAGCAGAUUCAGACACAGUUCGAUGAGUCUGCGACAGAAGCCAAAGUUCUGGACAUCAGGCAACAAGGAACCGGGCAGCCCGAUGCCGACGCAGCCAGAGGAAGCCAACACAGGUGGUGGUGGAGAGAAGGAGAUUAAGAAGAACCGAUUCAGUCUGAGCAGGAAGAAGUCGACGGCGCUCUGA